Daphnia pulex (common water flea) is the source of this 2516-nucleotide messenger RNA. RefSeq names its product zinc finger CCHC domain-containing protein 7-like. Gene Ontology annotation, molecular function: nucleic acid binding; zinc ion binding. The transcript has 3 exons. The record is from RefSeq and is a predicted model, not a curated record. Bases 171 to 2387 code for a protein of 738 amino acids. Lineage: Eukaryota; Metazoa; Arthropoda; Branchiopoda; Diplostraca; Daphniidae.
CAACUGCAAAACUGCAAGUUCUUUUUGUUGAAUGUUGCUGAAAACCACGUGAGAUGCUUAUUUAUAGUUAGAAAUUGUUCGUCUUUUUAUUUAGCUUCCUAAGUAGUAAGUAAUACCAAACUUUUCGUAUCUAGGUAUAAUUACAUUGUUGAAGGUCCAGUUCGAUAAAAAUGGAGAUGAAUGUGGACGAUUUCAGUAUGACUUCUGAUUAUUGUAGCAUUGAUGAAUUGGAUUCAGAAGCUCGAGAAGAUUUGGAAGUUGCACUUUAUGGAAUGCUUCAUCAUGCUUCAAAUGAUGAAGAACAUUUCAUUAAUUCUUCAAGUAACACUGAAAACACUUCAUCUUUACCCACUGUGAAUAAAGCAAGCGAAAAUGCUAGUCCCCAUGCUGUGAAUUACAGCCCAAAACUUUCAAGCAAAGACAAAUCUAAGGCAGUCAUUUUGGCAUCUGCUACUCCAACAAGUGUGUCAUCAAAUCGAGGUUCUCGGCAAUCAGGCAAAAAGUCUGAAUACCCAAAGCAAGCAAAGAUACCACAUCCAAGUAAAACCAACACAAUAAAAAAUUCUAAAAAUAGAGAUCUUAAUUUAAAGAAAAAUCCAUAUUCUGAAUAUUUGAUAAUAGAAGAAAGCAGUAAUUCAAGCAAGUUGAAGAAUCCUUGUGAGGUAAUAACACUUUCUGAUGAAGAAGACUCAAAAUAUGCCUCAAUCAACAAAUCUUCUAAAUUAAGUGCUAUCAAAAGGGGAUUGCAAGCUUCAGUGAUGAGGGACAAAGGGAAAAAUUUUCCAGAAAUGUCACUUGUUACUUCCAUUCCAUCUUCCGUAGAAGGCAGUGAAUCUGACAGCUCCAUCACAGUGCUACCAUUACCAGACCCCCCACCAGGACCUUCCUACUUGAACUUGGAUUCAACUGAUUCCUCUGACUCUGAUGUUGAAGUAUUGAAGCCCUCUAAAAUCAACUACGGAAAAGUGAAUAUCAAACUGAAUGUCAGUCAGCCUGAUAUUGAAAGCUCACUAUUCACUUCAGUCAAUCCAUCUGAAACAGCUUUGAAUUGGGAAAAAUAUUCCAGUACCAAAUGGACACCAGAAAUGAUCAAAUUCUAUGAUAAAGAUGGAUUUGAUAGGGAUUUGGAUUGCAUAUUAAAAUCAUUUCCGAAAAAUGUCAAGUGGUAUUUAGAUAUUGAGGAUCGUCGUGGCACUGACUUACAGAGAAAUCGUUAUUUCGGUAAAUCAGCUAAAAUGCGAUGUACCAACUGUAACCAGUGGGAUCAUGUAGCCAGGUACUGCACAGAAGCCAGAAAAAUUAUUAGUUGUAGCAUCUGUGGUAUGCCCGGACACAAACAAUUUGGAUGCCCAAAGAAAAUAUGUUUGGGUUGCGGCCGUCCGAGUAAAAUCCUUAUUGAAUGUUGUCCUGAAUGUCGACGAGAAAAAGACAUUGUUUGUAUGAUAUGCCGGUCCAAACAUGUCACUCAACGAUGUCCUGAUCUGUGGAGGCGGUACCAUUCAACGACUUCGGAUGAAGUUGAAGAGCUGAACAACACAGGGAACACAUUAAAACCUAGGAACGAGUUGUACUGUUGCAACUGCUCAAGUCGUGGUCAUCUUGUCCACGAAUGUCCCGAGAAGCGUUGGAGCAAAUAUGUGCCUUCAAACCCAACCAUAUGUUCAUAUGAGAAUCCCCGACAAUUCCUUAACAACGUAACCAGCAAUGGCAAAUCUUCAGUUUCAAUUAGUGAAGAUAAAAAAGAAGUUUGGGUCAUUGGAACUAAUGGGCAAUACCAGUCGCCUAAAAAGGGAGGGCGCCUUACUCAUACCAUGCAUUACCCACUGGAUAGUCAGCCAAGUGAACAUUCAAUGCAAGCUGCUAGAAACUCGAUAUUUCGUGAAAUCAAACAUGUAGAAAUCUCCUGGCGUAAGCAACUAAAGAAAGGUCGUAUGUUAGUAGAGUUUUCCGGACAUGGAGAUACAAAGGAAGCGAAAAACAGGUUUAAAAAACUCGUCACUUUUAAGAGGAAGGCUGAAUCAAGGAAUAUCUCUGCCAAAGAUGAGUCAAAUCCACGAAGUCCCAGUAAACUAGUGAAAGAGACGAAGUUAGUUGCUCCGAAAGUUCUGCCUUUCUUUAUAUCUGCAAUUGAUAUAAACCAUGUGAGUCGAGAGGGAAAACAUAUGCAUCGACACAUCCCCGUCAGUAUGAGUGAAAAAGAGAAACGAAAUGUAGGGAAACUAUUGGCAAAGUUAGAAUUCAAACAUCGUGUUCAGAUCACUUCUUGUUAUGUGGGGAAAAAGUGGGAGGUUACGAUACACAAACUUCCCAACGGUAAUCCUCUUUCUGCUGUCAAUUCCAUCGUCAGUUACUUGGAUGCAUCAUCGACAAGACCUGGGGGUGCUUAAUAAUGUUAAGUGCAAAAAAAAAAUAAUAAUAAAAUUACGGGAACUCUUGUGUGAGAAAUAUGAUCCUCUAACUGACAAUUGAUUUCGAUUGAACUGGGAAAUAAAAUGCCUCAAAUAUUUUGUUUUCAA